UCAGAACAGCGUUGUGUUGUCACAUAUCCUCACGCUAACGUUGUGUCUAAAUAAACAAACCGCUUCCAAGUCAGCGCCUUGUCAGACCACUUUAUUUGUCUUGUGGCAGAGCCGAGGCGUAACAUUUUGAAAGGUUGUGUCCAGUAGAAAGGUGCAGAGAGCGGGGAUGAGUGAAGGAGGUUAGAGAGGGGAAAAUCAAGGUUUUAUAGAGCAAGGUUUAAAAAACAGAAAAAACAAAACAAAAAACUGAAGUUUUUAUCUCGAAGGAACCAUUGGAGUACAUUGUGACCAGCAAGAAACCAUUCAGCUCCGACCUCCGAUGCAAAGGCUCCAUGGCAUAAACCCUGUCCUCAGAUUCAGCUGGUCCCUGGGGAAAGCUGCCGAGAAGCCCACUACUCUGACGCCCUGCUGUCAUUUUCCACAGGCUGAGGGGAACCAGGAAGCAGCCGGCAGGAGCCAUGCCUGCCCUGGCCACUGGAGCCGGCCAUGAGCCAGGUCUGUAUGAGCUGCUGGCGGCUUUGCCCUCCCAGCUGCAGCCCCAUGUCAGCCGCCCAGAGGACAACACCUUUCUCCAGGACAUGUUUGGGGAGAGGAGCCUCCAUUCACUGGUCAAGAUCCAUGAACGGCUGCAGCACUAUGAAGAGAGCAAACCCGUCCCCAUCCUGGUCAGCGCUGCAGCUCUGGCCCAUGAAUUGUCUGAGGAGCUGGAAGGGAAACCAGCCAAUGCAGAAAUCAAAGAGCUUCUCAAACUACUGGCCAGACCCCACUUCAAGAGCCUUCUGACAGUCCAUGAUACAGUUGCCCAGAAGAGUUAUGACCCUGAACUACCUCCGCUGCCUGAAGACAUCAACGACGAUGAGGAUUCAGUGAAAAUCAUAAGACUGGUUAAAAACAAGGAGCCUCUCGGAGCAACAAUAAGGUGUGACGAACACACAGGAGCCAUCCUCGUGGCCCGGAUCAUGAGAGGAGGGGCAGCCGACAGAAGUGGAUUGAUUCAUGUUGGGGAUGAACUAAAGGAGGUCAAUGGAAUCCCUGUGGAUGACAAGAAACCAGAGGAAAUAAUUCGUAUUCUGGCACAGUCACAAGGAGCCAUUACCUUCAAAGUUGUUCCUGGCGUCAAGGAGGAGGCGCCAACCAAGCAGCCAAAGGUGUUUGUGAAGGCACUUUUUGACUACGACCCUAAGGAGGACAAAGCCAUCCCAUGUAAGGAGGCUGGACUUGCCUUCAAGAAAGGCUCCAUCCUUCAGAUCAUGAGCCAAGAUGAUGCAACCUGGUGGCAGGCCAAACUUGAGGGUGACGCUAACCCCCGUGCUGGCUUAAUCCCUUCCAAACAAUUCCAGGAGAGGAGAUUUGCACUGCGACGACCUGUUGCAACUCUCCCAUUCCAGAGGACCUCUAGCAGACGAUCAUCCGGGUUCAGGAGAAGCUUCCGUCUGAGCAGGAGAGAGAAGAAGACCAACAAGUCCAUGUACGAGUGCAAGAAGAGCGAAAUGUACGACAUGGCUGACGUGCCCACGUAUGAGGAGGUCACCCCAUACCACAGGCAGAGUGGAGCUAAACACAGGCUGGUGGUCCUAGUAGGACCCACAGGUGUCGGCCUGAAUGAGCUUAAGAGGAAACUGUUGAUCUCCGACCCUCAACACUUCAGUGUGACUAUCCCACACACAAGUCGGGCCAAGAGGAACCAGGAGAGCGAUGGCGUGGAGUACCACUUCAUUUCCAAAAAUCUUUUUGAGACGGACAUCCACAACAACAAGUUCAUCGAAUAUGGCGAGUACAAAGGGAAUUACUACGGGACAAGCUUAGACUCGAUACGCUCCGUCCUCUCCAAGAACAAAGUGUGCCUAUUGGAUGUCCAGCCUCAUACGAUAAAACACCUGCGGACGGCAGAGUUUAAACCCUUCGUAGUGUUUGUGAAGCCUCCGACAAUUGACAGACUGAGAGAGACUAGAAAGAACGCCAAAAUCAUAUCAGGCAAGGACGACAAGGGAUCUGCCAAGCCGUUCACGGAGGAGGACUUUCAGGAGAUGGUGAGCACUGCCCAGUCGAUGGAGAUUCAGUACGGUCAUCUGUUUGAGAAGGUCAUAGUGAACAAUGACCUCUCGACGGCCUUCGGCGAGCUGCGGUCGGCGCUAAAGAAAGUUGAGACGGAGACCCUCUGGGUUCCAGUCAGCUGGACUCACUCCUGAGACCAACACUUACUGUAAAAGGAGAAAAGGGAAGGGCUUUUAACAAAAAUAUGCAGGUUUUUAUCUUUUUUUAUAUCUGCUGCGGCUGGUGUUCGGGGGGGAUAACGGGAAUAAAACAAGACAGCGCCAGACUGCUGCGUCGCCAUACCUGAGGUGCACGGAGCUAAAAAUACGUUUUUGCCUGGGAUCAGGUUGAAUUUAGACCACAGCUGCGGUCUGGAUGUGAAUCUCCAGGUCUGACCAGAUCUGACAGGUUUGAGGCUAAGGGCGUCCGUCCAGAAUAUGGGCCUUGGACAUACACACAACCAUGGCCACGAGUUGGAGCUCUUUGGUCUAAACCAGAAUGUGGAACGAGCCUGGACCAUCAUGAAAACCAGCAGUCCUGCCAGCACAUCAGCAACCCCGCCAACCAGGACUCCUUCUUUGGUGUGUUUAUAACAUCAGUCCAUUAGAAACCAAAGGGAUUGACAUAUUUCUUCUUGGUGGACAACUUACACGUAUAUGUCUGAAAGAGAACACAACCUCUGAGGGGAAAAAUGGAAGAAAAGAAAACAUGCUUGCCUUCAGUCUUACUAUAUAUCUGUGCUUCUAAAAUGCUUCAAUGACUUUUACUCCAAAACAAAACAUUGUCAGGUACACUCUCAAAAAAGGACAAUAAGUGUAAUUUAAUUUAAGAGAAAUUAAUAUAUUUUCUAAUAUCUUCCAGUUGUUUUUUGCAUAGUUUUUAUAGGCAUAUCUUGACUUUUAGAGAAACCUGUUCUUAACUGUAGCCUCCUCUCUGACAGUUUUUCUUUUACUCUAGAGGCAUCUCUUCUUUCAGUCAAGUGUUUUGAUUCCAUCACCCUAGUCUAGUUUUCCCCCUACAAAGCACAUAAAGAACUAGUUUAUUUAGGUGUUAUAUAUUCCAUUUAGGAGCCUUUGAAAAUCCACCCUUCAUGUGAAGGUGCCCAGCAUAACAGCUUUGCCAUUUAACGUCACAGAACUGGACACUCUUGGCUGGCUCGUGUCUGCUAGAAGAAAAUGUUCACAAUUCUGUUUUAUUAGGGUGGAGGCUCUAUUUUUAUUCACAUAAAAAUGGUUUCAGCAAGGCUGCUAAUAGUCGGUCCAUAGCGCACUUCCAGGAUUUUAAUUUAGAGAAAUGCUAAGUAGCCGCUCCUGACUUUAUGAGCAUUAGAAAUUUAUUGCUAAUUUGAGUCUCCCCUUCCCAGUCUAACUCACAAAUUUUUUACUCAGUGCUUUUCUUCAAAAGCUUCUAUCAUAGAGACACUUAGCUCUAACUUCUGGGAGACUGAUUUUAAAAGCAGCUAGUCAUUAAUCAUGGCUUUAUCCUUAUUAUUGACAUUAUCACAGCCCUUGUAGAUCUUUGGUUCUGCGCUGCUAAUGCAGUGAGAACCUGUUGAAGAGAUUUAUUUUACAGAUUAAAAGUGCAACAUCCUGGGUGGUAUAUGUCUACACAUACAUUAAGUAUGGAGCUGUAGAGCCAUGUGGUGACUAGCUUAGCUCUGCAUGGCUGGGAGCAGGGGGAAACAGCUAGCCCGGCUCUUCACAGUUCAAAAAUAGGCUUACUAAUAAAAGUUUUGAUUUUAUGAACUUGUUUCUGCCUGUGAACGAGACACGUGUUCAUUUGUAAGCUUUUGUGGGGCUGAUUCAAGUCUUUACGCUAAGUUAAGCUAAUUACCCCCUGGCUGUAGCUCCAUACUUAACAUACAUUUAUGAGAAUGGUAUCGAUCUUCUAACUUAUCUAACUCAGAAAGCAAGUAAGGGAAUUUCCCAUAAUGUCUAUUCCUAAAAACAAAAACAAAACAAAAAAAUCUAUUCCUAAAUACACUUCUUACUUUACUUAAAACUGGCUGCUAUCCGGCUGUGGAAAAGCUGUAUGUCCACCUCAGGUUACAAGGCCCAAAUUCAUCAUCAUGUGCAUUUAUUAUACCACCCACCAUGAUAUUUAUAUUUAUAUUGUAUUUGAUUUCUGUCCAUUUUAAAAAAGGGUAAUAUGGGUGUUAAUGCAGUUCAGUAAUUAUUACACGUUUUAAAGGGACUUUAACACCCCUCGCUCCAUUAUUUAGUUCCUUGUUUUGCUUUGUUUUUUGUCAUUUUAGUAUCACAUUAAUUUCCCUUUUUAUGUUUUUUACUUGUUCAUCUCUUCAUAUCUGAUUCCUCUGCCGUUUGUUUUUGUUUUUUUUAUCCAAAAUCAGAUUCAUACAGUCUCCAAAAAAUAUUUUGAAUUUCUUGCUGUAAAUGAGUGCUGUUUAAGAGGCGAAAUGUAUGAAUUUACAUUAUUCUUGAUAACUGCUGCAUUUUAUAUUAAAGGAGA
Xiphias gladius (swordfish) is the source of this 4503-nucleotide messenger RNA. It is a transcript of the gene mpp7a, whose product is annotated as membrane palmitoylated protein 7a. NCBI's taxonomy places the organism in Eukaryota, Metazoa, Chordata, Actinopteri, Istiophoriformes, Xiphiidae. Gene Ontology annotation, cellular component: plasma membrane; cell-cell junction. The coding region runs from base 459 to 2189 and encodes 576 amino acids. Gene Ontology annotation, biological process: protein localization to adherens junction. The transcript is spliced from 17 exons. Gene Ontology annotation, molecular function: protein binding. The record is from RefSeq and is a predicted model, not a curated record.